AAUUUAACUUGUUAAAUUUGUAGCGGUGCGUUGCCGAAAUCGCAUUAGAGCACUUCGUCAUCCGAGCUUUGAUCUACUGACUUGAAGUUUCUAGUCUAGAGAGCUAGUAAAAAAUCACAAGUUUUGCACUUCGGUCAUCACAAGAUCAAGUAACCUUAUGAGCUCAUCUUCUAGUUUAAGUGAAGUGUCCAAUUUCAUUAUAACAUGUUUAGACUUAAUACUGAGUCCAACUAGGGAGAUUAGGGAUAGGUCUGAGAGUGAAGUAGAAUGUGAGAGAGAGCUAAUUGAGGAUCCUAACUAUUCUCCCCCUCUUACUCCUUGUAGUGAGAGUUACGAAAUAGAGAUGUCAUUUGAGGGCACACUAAGUAUUGGGAGGGAAGAAGAGGUACACCAGAUGGAUUCAAGUGAGAGUAGUAGUGAAGUAGAGACUUUCAAUAACGGUGGGAGUGAGAGGAGUGGAGGUGAGGUGGAAAAGGCAUGUUCAGCUCCACGGGGCCAUUGGAUGCCCAUAAAUGACCACUACCUAUCAACCGGGCUUAGGUUUCUGGUUCCUGAGCUGCUCAUGGCCUUGCUGAAGGAGUAUGGGUUGGGAAUGACACAGAUCGUCCCCAACGCUGUUUGGCUAAUCAUAGGAUUUCUAGUGUAUUGUCGAACUCGAGGUGUACUCAUUCCCACAAUUAAUGAGAUGAAACAACUUCUGGCUAGAGGUAAAACCGUUGCUCUCCCAAACAAGAGGUCCAAGACUCUUGCUCCAAGUGUUGUGGAGGAGAGGACAAUGGGUGGGACUUCAAGACCCCACCCAAGUGGAAGAGCCCAAGUUGAAACAGGAAUGAGGUGGGCAAGCACAGAGGUUCCGACAUCGUCCGUCACGCCCUUGAGGAGCAAAAUGCCUUGGCUAAGAAGAAUGACGAGCUCAACUAAUGACUUGACCUCAGAGCUCAAAAAGGUCAGGGAGGAGCUGGUCAUUGCUAAGAAAGCUACUGAGCUUAAGGAAAAGAAAAGAAAGAAGUGUGAGGAAAACUUAGCCAAGGCAAAAAACCAACUGGCCAAGGUGAAGAGGAAGGCUAAGCUGGCAGUUCAUAAUUUAGUUGAGCAACAUGUUUCAAGCUUCAUCAAAUCUGUGACCUUCUCUGAGAUCGCGGAUCUCUAUUGGCUGCCUACUUUGAUGAUGGCCUUCAUUGACUUUAGAAAAAAGGUGAAAGCUCAAAAUCUUGAGGACGAAGCGAGACGAACUGUGUUUCCCCCACACUUGGAGUAUGAGUUCGUCACUAUAGACAAAGGUGAGGCUGACGUUCUUGGCGGUAUUGAGGUCGAAGACAAUGUUGUUGAGUAAGAGGUGGACCAGUAGCAUCUAGUAAUCAGCUAAGGUCGGCAAGUUCGUUUUCAA
Molecule: messenger RNA, 1387 nt
Organism: Rubroshorea leprosula
Lineage: Eukaryota; Viridiplantae; Streptophyta; Magnoliopsida; Malvales; Dipterocarpaceae
Source: the annotation of a GenBank genome assembly